CCCGCCCCUCCCACUAUAAAUCAGCACCCCGCGCGCACUGCUUGCUCGCCAUCGCUCCCUACCUCGCUCCUCCUCUUCCUCCUCCGCGCUCGCCGGAGACAGCCACAUCACAGCACAGAGAUCGAUCGAUCGAGAGAGCCAUCGCCGACAGCUCGACGAACACUACUGUGUGGCAUGGCGGAGAGGUUGCUGUGGGCGUCGACGAUGAGCGGCGGCGAGAAGACCAGGGGCAUGGGCGCCAUGGGCACGCUCGUGGGGCAGCUCGGGGAGCUGCUGUCCAGGGCGGUGAUGCCGCCGCCGCCGCGGGUGUGCGGCGCGCCGGGUGGCCCGCCGGUGACGGCGCCGCGGGUGCGGCUGAGCGACGGGCGGCACCUGGCGUACGAGGAGUCCGGCGUGCCCAAGGAGGCGGCGCGAUACAAGAUCGUCUUCUCCCACGGCUUCACCGGCUCCCGCCUCGACAGCCUCCGCGCCUCGCCGGAAGUGGCUGAAGAGCUGGGCGUGUACAUGGUCGCCUUCGACCGCGCCGGCUACGGCGAGAGCGACCCGAACCCGAACCGCACCGUCAAGAGCGCGGCGCUGGACAUGGCGGAGCUCGCCGACGCGCUGGGCCUCGGCGACAAGUUCUACGUCGUCGGCGUGUCCCUCGGCAGCCACGCCGUGUGGGGCGCGCUCAGGUACAUCCCGGAGAGGAUCGCCGGGGCGGCGAUGAUGGCGCCCGUGGUGAACUACUGGUGGCCCGGGUUCCCGGCGGAGGACGCCGCGGCGGCGUACGGCAGGCAGUCGUACGGCGACCAGUGGGCGCUCCGCGUGUCGCACCACGCCCCGGCCAUCCUCCACUGGUGGAUGGACCAGAGCUGGCUCCCCACCUCCACCGUCGUCGACAACACCACCUUCCUCCCCAACAAGCGCGACGCCGACAUCCGCCGCACCCUCACCGCCGACGGCACCCUCCAAAAGAAGAAGGAGAUGGCGACGCAGCAAGGGAUCAACGAGUCGUACUACAGGGACAUGACGGUGAUGUUCGGGAAGUGGGAGUUCGACCCGAUGGCGCUGCCGGAGCCGCCGUGCCCGGUGCACAUCUGGCAGGGCGACGAGGACGGCCUCGUCCCCGUCGCGCUGCAGCGGCACGUCGCCGGGAAGCUCGGCUGGGUCAGCUACCACGAGCUCCCCGGCACCGGCCACUUCCUCUCCGCCGUCCCCGGCCUCGGCGACACCGUUCUCCGGACACUUUUCGGCUGAUCAGCAACGAUAAAAUACAGAAGAAGAGUGAUGCAAAAAUACAGUAGAGUAGUACUACAGUGCUCAGUUAAUCUCACAUGACUACAUGAGGCAGCAUUCAGAUUUUUUUUUCCUUUUAUUUUGUAGCAGAUUUGUGCUGCCAAGAAACCCUGCUAAGUGAUAAUGUUAACAAAUAUAUAUACUGAUAUUAGACUGUUCUCAUUACUGUCA
Molecule: messenger RNA, 1449 nt
Organism: Oryza sativa Japonica Group (Japanese rice)
Lineage: Eukaryota; Viridiplantae; Streptophyta; Magnoliopsida; Poales; Poaceae
Source: RefSeq, a predicted model, not a curated record